This is a messenger RNA of Aspergillus viridinutans, 2496 nucleotides long. RefSeq lists its product as uncharacterized. Lineage: Eukaryota; Fungi; Ascomycota; Eurotiomycetes; Eurotiales; Aspergillaceae. Bases 1 to 2496 code for a protein of 831 amino acids. The record is from RefSeq and is a predicted model, not a curated record. Gene Ontology annotation, molecular function: GTP binding; GTPase activity; translation elongation factor activity. The transcript has a single exon. Gene Ontology annotation, biological process: translational elongation.
AUGACGACUGGUCAUGUGGUUGGCGGUUCGUAUCAUUCUCGUGCAAGCUUGUCCACCUCGGGACCGACGCCGUCCAGCUACGAGUCGAACUUGAGAUCGGCUCAGGUUCGCUCAACGCAGAGCCGCCAGCAACGCCUGCAACAAUUAACGACUCAACUGCUGUGGCGCCUGCAACAGUCGUCACCGUUUCAUUCGUCUACAACUUCCAACCUUGUGUUGCCCGUUCUUCCGGAGGCAACUCCUCAGCUUGGUACCCCGCAGAAACCGGCUCGUUUAAUUCCUGGCUUGGAGGAGAGUCAGGGGGCUUUGUAUGAGAUUGGCGUGGCCGACGAUGGGACCUUCGUUGGACUAACGCAGGAUGAGCUAGACGAGAGUUUGACCAAUCUGCAGGUCAUGGCGGCCAGUUUGGGUUGCAAGGUCGAGAUUCUUCGCAGAGUCAUCGUCGGCAAAUGUGAAUGGGCCGAAUGGCCGGAAGACACAAGUGCUGAAGCAGCCGAUACUGGCAGAGUCCAUACAGAAAGCCUCUGGGUUGCUGAGGCCCUGGUCAGUCCCGAUUUGGAGUACUACGGCUUGAUAUCGCAUCGUGACGAAUUCGAUGGGGAGACUACCUCGUGCGAUACCCAAACGAGAUCUAUCCGCGAGGACAACCAUUCCACAACCGAACAGAUUCGGAUCUCAAUUACUGGCCCGAGUGCAGCCGGCAAGUCAUCUCUGUUGGGUACUCUGACAUCAUCUAUACUCGACAAUGGACGAGGGGCAAGUCGAUUGAGCCUUCUCAAACAUCGCCACGAGAUUUCGUCCGGAAUCACUAGCUCUGUUGCCCAGGAACUUAUAGGCUAUGCGACUGGAGAGUCAACUAAUGAUCCUGUUGACGUGAUCAACUAUGCGGCCGGAAAUGUUGCAGCUUGGGACGACAUUCAUGCCACGGCGAAGGAUAGUCGUCUGGCAUUUGUGUCAGAUCUCCCUGGCUCUGUACGCUACCUCAAGUCUACUUUGAGAGGAUUAAUCAGUUGGGCACCUCACUACGUGUUGCUCUGUAUCCCGGCCAACUGUGACGAAGAAAUGGUCCCGGAAUCUGUUGGUGGCACUGCAGAACAGAUAGCAGAAAUCAAUCUGGCUCUGUCACACUUGGAUCUCUGCAUCAAGUUGGGGAUACCCACCGUGGUAGUGAUCACCAAGAUGGAUGUUGCAUCUCGAGCAGGCCUGCGGGGCAAUCUCACGAAAGUCUUGUCAGCGCUGAAGCUGGCGGGCAAAAAGCCGGCUAUGUUGCCUGUGCAAUCCGCAACCGGUGAACAGGACGUGGACCUCCAACACAUCUGCUGGACUGAUGCAGAUGAAGUCAAGAAAGUCAUUGAUGCAGCGAAUAAUGACUGGUCAUCGACAGUUCCCAUCGUUCUCACGAGCGCUGUCAGCGGUACAGGCGUAGGAAAGCUGCAUGCCUUUCUCCGAUAUCUUCCUAUCCCUCAAAGGCCGUCUUUAAGGAGCAUCGUUCUAGACGAGACACCGUCAGAUACGGAUAUUCCCGCUAAUUUGUUCGACAUCGAUGAAGUGUUUACCAUUCCCCCAUCCAAAGUCUACUCUACGUCGAUGGAGCAGAACGCAAGGGAGAAUCAGGGCGUUGUUCUAUGUGGAUUGGUUCGUCACGGGUCUAUCUCGGUUGGAGACGAACUCUUGGUUGGACCGCUACUGGUCAAUCCACAGGCCGAGCCUGAGAAUCUCUUGUCAGCCCCAAGAAGUCAAUCAGGGCGAAGCAGACCGCCAUCGGAGUUUUCUACGUCUUUUUCACAAGGAUUCCUGUCCGGAAAAGCGACUUUCCCCGCUCAAGCAAUCUGGCAACGCGUGCGAGUCGUUAGUGUUCGGAACCUCCGGUUACCGGUGCGAACUCUCAUUCAAGAUCAAGUCGGCACGAUCGGUAUUGAGCUCCUUCCAACCCAAAACGAGCAAACCCCGCGUUUGGGAAAGGUACGAAAAGGGGCCGUCCUAGCCGACUUUGCGCCCAGCGGUUCGCCCGCAAAACCCUCGCUUUUCCACACUGGAUUUGUUGCUAGCUUCCCCGCCAGCGAGUUCACGUCGUCCGUGUCUCCGCCUCUACUGCUAGGUGGCAACGCUAUUGCGUAUGUUUCCAAUAUUCGCGCUACGGUGAAGGUGACUUGUGUUACUCUUGCGGAGGAUGAGAUUAUCUCUUCUCCCCCAUCGCCUACGGAACCGGACUUCUUCAGCUUUGACAGUGAUGUCGUUGAUCGUGGGAAGGGUCAUGCAUCAGAAGUGAAUAAUGUGGUCAAUUCGGCCAAGAAUACAAGUCAUGGGGAUGUCAAAAUCUCAUUCUCCUUUGUUACGUCGGUUGAAUGGGUUGAGGUCGGCUCUCGUGUACUUGUUGUACCUGGGACUACUACAGCGUUGUCCCCUGCGCAAGGCUUCGCACCACCUUUAGGGCUUGGGGGCUUUGUCGGCAGAGUCUGCAAUGUCGUAUCUUCGGAACUACAGGAGAGUAAAUGA